UUUAUUCAAAGCCCACAGACAUGUCACGAAGCGAGUCGCCAUAUCACGAUAGCGUCCUACGAUCCACCUACUUCGAUGCACGUCGUUAUUCGAUACUUGUUCGUCGCUGCUGUUACUCCCCCCACACCGUCUCAGCUGCUCAAUUCCUCCGCAGUGACUGUGUAUAUCAUUUCUGCGAAGGUCAUGAUGCUACACAGCAUGCUGCGUUCGGGGAAGCUGCACACAUCGCCAUGACUCUUCGACUGCACGAGGAGGCCGCUUACGAAGGCAUGGACCCAAUUGAAUCCGAGGUCAGGCGGCGUGUGUUCUGGCUCUUGUUCGGAGGUACAUCGUUUUUCUGCGGUGGCUGGCUAGCUUUGCUCAUCGUUGCAGCCGACAAGUCCAUGUCCAUCCUACUCGGCAGGCCGAUCUCUUUGCGAGACGAAGAUUGCACAGUGCAUUUCCCCAAAGAACUGGACGAUGAAUACAUCACUCCGAGUGCUUAUCUCCCUCAACCGCAAGGCAAGACAGCCAUCGUCUCUGGGCUGAAUUACACGUCGAGAAUCUUCGCCUUGCUUGGUGAAAUUCUUGUCAGAAUCCGUGUCGACAAGCGAUCUCCUCCUCAAGGACAGUUUGCGACUGCGCGGCUCGAAGAAGUGCAGUCCUUGCAUGGUCGGAUCAUGUCGGCGUUAGCGCACUGCUCAGAGCCUCUCCGGCUGAAGCGUUCUUUUUCACACAACGUGCCAGCUGAAUAUGGCGGCGCUGGCUUCCGGCAAGCCACCUUUGCCGAAGUGAAGGACUUUUUCGAUAACCCUAAUGCCUCACGAGAGAACGCCCUGAAUCCCUUUCUUGUCGUCCAAGGAAACAUAUACGUGACCCAGCAACUAGUUCGCUUUGUCAUCGAGCAAUAUCGGGACGAGCUGAUAUUGUCCAUUCAUGGAAGCAUCGAUGAACAAAAAGUUGGCGAGGAUCGUGAAGCGGUCGCCAGCGACCUACUCAACAUUCUCCACAGCAUUCCCAUCCAGUCUAUCGCCACAAACGGACCGAGUCUGGUUCACAAAGUCCGCUUUGUCGCGUCCACAUUACUCGAUGCUGUGCGGAAGGCUGAGACGGCACCGGCCUCAGCUGCAAGAGCACAUGCUUACCUGUGGGACUUCCUUAGCAUUCUUUCCGAAAUCGAACGGAAUUAUCUCCUCGACGACGAUCGAGAUGCUGGCUCCUCAGGCGAUGGAAUGAGCAUGAUGACGUGAUUUCAGCGCUGCUUUCGUACACUUACUUAUCUAUCCCCCGCUAUAUCCCACCUUGUAUCGCGUGUUCAGUUUAUCGUGUAUUGCUAUUUAUAUCCACUGGAUUGUAUACUGUACCCAUAAUGUACGCUAAAUCAGCGUAGUUGCAUGCCAUGUCC
Molecule: messenger RNA, 1384 nt
Organism: Mycena citricolor
Lineage: Eukaryota; Fungi; Basidiomycota; Agaricomycetes; Agaricales; Mycenaceae
Source: the annotation of a GenBank genome assembly